This is a messenger RNA of Drosophila persimilis, 4877 nucleotides long. It is a transcript of the gene Golgin245, whose product is annotated as golgin subfamily A member 4. Gene Ontology annotation, cellular component: Golgi apparatus. NCBI's taxonomy places the organism in Eukaryota, Metazoa, Arthropoda, Insecta, Diptera, Drosophilidae. Gene Ontology annotation, biological process: Golgi vesicle transport. The transcript has 8 exons. Bases 84 to 4514 code for a protein of 1476 amino acids. The record is from RefSeq and is a predicted model, not a curated record. Gene Ontology annotation, molecular function: small GTPase binding.
UAGAUGUUUUUUAAUUAAAAAUUAAAUUGUGAUUAAACCAGGUAGCGCAGGCCGUGAACAAGUAGUGCAGCAAGUGGGUCGUCAUGUUUGCCAAUCUGAAGAAUAAGCUGAUCGAGGAGGUGAAAGCGUCACCAUCCAAAUUCCAACAAUUCGCGACUGCUGCACAGGCGGCCGUGAGCUCAUCGACGAACACAACACCAAACAGCUCGGAUACCAACACCAGCAGCGGCACCAAUGAGAACUUUUUCAGCAUCACGGAGGAGGACACGCCUCAGAACUCGCCGUACCGCAUACAAAAGCUGCCAGCGACGAGCGCUUCUUCGCUGAGGGGACGUUCCUCCACACAAUCGCUCAAUGGAUUGGGCGGCGGAGCCAUACCAAGGAGCCGCAAGCUGUCCAACUCAUCCAUGGCCAGCGAUGUGUCCUUUCGCCUGCCCUCCUACGAUGCCCCAGCCGUCUAUCACUUGCAAUCGGAUCUGGAUGAGACGAGCAGCGAGUUUGAUGACUCUGCUUCGACGGCACGCCUGGAUGUAAUCACCAAGGAUCAGCUGUACGAUGCGUACAAGAAGUCCCUCGAUCGCUACCACAAGUAUCGCUGCCGCUACACGGAUCUGGCCAAAAAGUACAAGGAAUUGGAGCGUGACAGCACCAAGGCAAGGUCGGUGCUGGUGGAGACACAAGACAAGGCGCUGCGUAGGAUCAGCGAACUGCGUGAGCAAUGCACACUGGAACAGCAGGCCAAGGCGCAUCUGGAGGAGGCACUACGGAUCGAAAUGGAUGACAUGAGCUGCAAGAUGCAGGCCUACCAGACCAAGCUCAAGCUGCUCGGCGAGAAUCCGGAAAAUAUUUCGGCUGCCCUAGAGCGGGUCAGUCAAGGUAUAGACAGCGACAAGCUGAUUGAUCUGGAGGAAUCAGGAGCUAGGUCCCAGCCUCCCGCGAAUGGCAGUUCGACUGAGGACUUGUCCCAUCUGCAGCAGUUGCUGGAGGAGCGGCAAGUGCAGCUUCGAGAGAUGACGGAGAAAUACGCAGCUCUGCAAAAACAGGAGGAGGAGAACGUCUUGCUCUUAGCCCAGACCAAGCAGGCCAUUCACACAGAGCUGGAGCACAAGGAUAUCGAGGUGCGGCAGCUGCAGGAGAAGCUGAAGCAAUACGAGUCCACGCGCGAGUCUCAGACCAGCGACGUCAAAGAUCAGCUAAAGAAGUUGCUGGAACUAAAACAGGAAUGCGAUGCGAAGCUCAUUGCCACAGAACAUCUUUUGAGCACCCUCAGAGGGGAGCAUACAGCCAAGGAGCAACAGGUGGUAGCCCUCGAAAAGCAGCUGGAGGCUCUCAAAGAGGAGGGUGAAACAAAACUGAACGAAUUACGCCAGCACAGUGAGGACCGUGGCUCCGAAGAGCUGAAGAAACUACAGGUGGCUAAAGACACUGCAGAAGCUCAGCUCUCGUCCACGGAUGAGCUAUUGAAGUCCUUGAAGUUGCAACACACGGCAAAGGAGGAACGGGUGGUCGUACUAGAGAAGCAACUGGAAACUCUAAAAGCGGAAAGCGAAAGUAAACUGAACGAAUUGCGGCAGCAGAGCCAGGAGCGUGGCUCCGAGCAACUGAAGAAUCUACAGGUUGCCAAAGAAACUGCAGAAGCUAAACUCUUGUUCACGGAGGGGCUACUAAAUACCCUAAAGAUGCAGCAAUCUGCAAAGGAAGACCAGGUGGUCGCCAUAGAGAGGCAACUGGAAACUCUCAAAGUAGAAAGCGAUCAGACCCUGCAAAAACUACAACAUGAGAACAAGGAUCUCGAGUCCGAAAGUAAAGCUGCCCAGGACCAACUACAAGAACUACAAUUGGCCAGAGGGGAAGCAGAGGCGAGUCUCUUUAGCACCGAACAACUAUUGAUCUCCCUGAGAGGCGAAUUAUCAGCCAAAAACGAGCAGGUUGGGGCAUUGGAGAAGGAAGUGCACGCGCUCAGAACAGACAGUGAGCAGAGUCUGCAGGACCUGCGGCAGCACAACGAUCAGUUGCUCGAAAUUGUCCAGCGUUCCCAGCAGAUGGACUUUGAGGGUCAACUGAAGCAGACCAAAGAUAAUUUGGCUGCGCUUGAAGGGCAGCUGGCGGAGCGCGAGCAGCAAAUCUUGGAGCUCGAAAAGAGCCUGGAGAUCGAGCGAGAGUCUCUGGCCGCACUGAGCACCGAAAAGACAUCUCUAGAAGAGCAGCACAAGCUGCGAUUGGAGCAGCUGCAGCGUGAAAUCCAAAUGCUUCAGGAUCAGCAUGAAAGCACAGAGAGUGAAACGAUAGCAGCACUGAAAGCGCAGCUCGAAACACUCAACCAGGAGCUGGCCGGCAGUCGGGCGAGUCUCCUGGCCAAGGAGAAGGAACUGAAGGCCUCUGGAAAUAAGAUGAACAAGCUGAAAAAGCAGCACGAUCAACAACAAGCCAAGACAAGCGAACAAUCAGUCCACGUAGAGCAGCUUCAAAAAGAGAUCGCGGAGAGCCAGAGUCUCGCCAGGCAGGUGGAGAGCGAGAAGGAGGAGCUGCAGACACGCGUAAGCUCUAUCCUGGAGGAAAUCACCAGCAUGCAGGCGCACUUGCAGCAAGUGCAGGACUCGCAUAGCCAACUGGAGGGCGAGAACCGCAAACUGGAGUCCCGCAUCGAGGCUCUGCAGGGUGAGCAGCAGAGCAACAGUGCGCAGGACGAGCGCGCCACUGCCAAGAUAGAUGAAAUUCAGAGUGAAAACACCAAGCUGUCUGAGCGCAACUGUCUGCUGGAGGAGCAGGCGAAUCACCUACAGCUGCAGUUGCAGGCGAAACAGGACGAACUGUCAAAGGUUCAGGCGAAGAUGCAGCAGGUGCUCGACGAACACUCGAAACUGCAGAAUGCACAGGAGCUAAUGGAUCACGACUAUCGCACGCUGCAGGACAAGUGCGAUGCCUACGAAAAGGAGACGCUUCUGAACAAGGAUGCCCUGGAGUGCCUGCAGGCGGCCAGUGAAGAGCUGCAGCGGGUCAAGACCAAUCUGGAGAGAGAUCUGGCCGAGCAGCAGCAGCAUCUGUUAGAGCUGCGAGAGCGCCAACGCGAGCAUGAGCAGCAGGUGAAAGACCAGUCCGAACGCUGUACCGAACUGGAGGCCAGCCACCUGGAGAGCGAGUCCCAGCUGCAGGCGACCAUCCAAAAUCUUCGCCAGCAGAUCGAUGCGUUCAGGCUGACAGAGCAGGGCAUCCAAGAGAAAAUGCAGGCCACCAAUGUGGCCCAAGCCAGCCAGAUGGCCACGCUCGAGGCACGCUGGAGUGCAGCCAAUGCGGAUGUUGAGAGGCUGCACGAGGCCAAUGAUGCUCUCCAGCUGGCGAUGGAUCAGCAAAGUCAGCGACUGGAGGAGUUGCAGGAGACCCUCGCCCAGAAGGAUCGUCAACUUGAGAUCACUGUGGACUCCACCCAAAAGCUGGCCAAAUAUGAGGAAAUUCAAGUCGAAAACGAGUAUCUCCACAAGCACACAAAGCAGCUGGAGCAUGAGCUGGCCGAGAAUGGGGAGCUCAAGGAGAAGCUAAAGUCGCUGCAGUGCGAGCUGUAUGUCCUUCAGGAGCAGGUCGAGCAUCACGCCACUCAAGUGACCGAAAAGGAAAGCCAAAGUGCGACGGCCAAGGCGGAGGCAGAUCAGCUGAAGACGGCGCUGGAGGAACAGGCCCUCGAACUUACCCGCCAGCGGGAACACGCCAGUUUCGUGACCGAACAGAGCGAUGCAGUCCAGACAGAGCUGCUUCAGACUCAGCAGCACCUGCAGGAGAGACAAAGCGAGUUGGCCAAGGCCCAAGAAGAACAGAUCAGUCUUCAGGCGGCCAUUGCGGAACUCCACAAAGAGGUGGCCAGCCUCAAGGAGCAGCCUGCGUCCUCCGCUUCCGCUGCCACAGAUGCCGACAGUCUGCGCAGCCUCAACGAGCAGCUGCAGCGGGAACUGGAGGGUCUGAAACACAAGAGCAACGGCGCCGAGUCGAAUAUGCAACAGGAAAUCGAGGAACUGCAGGCGAACAACCAGCAGAUGGCCGAGCGCAUCAAUGAACUGGAGACCCUGAGGGCGGGCAUUCAAGCUCAGCAACUUCUGAACAGCAUGGCCCCCAAACACGUCCAGGAAGCGGCCGCCACCAGCGAGAAGGCCGUGCUGGAGUCCAAAUUGAAAGAGAUCAUGAAUGAGGUCCAGGAUGUGACGAAUCGAAACCUGUUCCUUGAACAAAAGUGUGAAAACUUCCUGAUACUCGAACAGUCCAACGAGCGCCUGAAGCUGCAGAAUGCGAAACUCUCGCGCCAACUGGAUGAAACACUAGUAUCCAUGCAGCACAGCGAGUCUGUGCCGGCCAACACAGAGUUUGAGUAUUUGCGCAACAUUAUGUUCCAGUACUUAACCGGCAACACGAACAACGAGACUCUGGUCAAGGUGAUAUCGGCGGUGCUGAAAUUCUCGCCACAACAAUCCCAGGUGGCCCUGGAGAAGGAGCAUCAGCGUCGAUCGUUGUUGAAUAAACUGAUCUAGCAUGAACUAAUGGCUCUCCACGACGGCGGCUGGUGGGAGCCAUGCCCAGCCACGCUUCUAGACUACAAAUUUAAUCAGAAUGGUUAGCAGCCCAAGAUCACAACAAGUACCUUAUACCUCACCCGCCCAUCCCGAAACACUGGGCAGAGCAGGCAUGAAAUAUGGCAAUGGAUUUUGGCGUCCUAGCAUUUCAUUUCCAACACGCAUACCCCACUCCGCAUAAAUAUGUAUAUGUUAUUAUUAUCGAUGUUAUUAUUGUACAGUCCUCCGUGGAACUCUAGCUACUUUUGUCUCUCCCACUGUCUGGCAUGCUAUGCACUAUUGUAUGUACAUUUCUAUUGGGAUUUACCUCUCUUCUUUCGC